Messenger RNA from Podarcis muralis (Common wall lizard), 3355 nucleotides. RefSeq names its product fucosyltransferase 9 (gene FUT9). Gene Ontology annotation, cellular component: membrane. The record is from RefSeq and is a predicted model, not a curated record. NCBI's taxonomy places the organism in Eukaryota, Metazoa, Chordata, Lepidosauria, Squamata, Lacertidae. Gene Ontology annotation, molecular function: alpha-(1->3)-fucosyltransferase activity.
CGAAGCGGGAAGACCGCGGCGACACCAGCCGGCGUCUUCCACAGCAGCAGCAGCAGCGACCCCGCGCGCGCCUCACAUCGCCACCAGCAGCCCAGCCACCCUCUCUCCCCCCCCCCCGCUCGGUCGCGCGCCCGCCGGUCGCGCGCGUGCGCGAGCCCCAGGCUGAGUCCUUUCUCUCUCCGUGUCUCCCUCUCCUGCUUCUCUCUCUCUCUCUUUCUCCGAGCCUCCUCCAUCCAGCACCGGCGCCGAGGAUGGGCAGCGAGAGCGCGCGCAGGAGCAGCCCCGGCUCGGCCGCUCCCCCCUGCGCCCGCUCUUGCUCGUGCUGCUCCUCUUGCCCCGCUGCCCCCAGGGCGGCGCCUCGGCUGCGCUCCCGCCUUUUCCCACCGAGGACGGAUCAAAUUAUGACAUCAUCACCCAAAGGAAUUUUCCGGCCAUUUCUAUUUAUCUUCAUUGUGCUGGGAUGCUUCAUGGCAUGUCUGCUUAUUUAUAUCAAACCGACAAACAGCUGGAUAUCUGGUCCUAUUGAAUCAGCCAGCUCUGUUCUAAAAAUGAAGAACUUCUUCUCCACCAAAAAUGAUUAUAUCAAUGAGACAACUAUUCUGAUAUGGGUAUGGCCGUUUGGCCAGACAUUUGAUCUGAAAUUCUGCCCAACAUUUAACAUCCACGGGUGCCAUCUGACUACAGACCGCACACUAUAUAACCAGUCUCAUGCCGUUCUUAUUCACCACAGAGAUAUCAGUUGGGAUCUGACUAAUUUACCUCAGCAACCUAGGCCGCCAUUUCAAAAAUGGAUCUGGAUGAACUUGGAAUCACCAACACACACUCCACAAAAGAGUGGGAUUGAGCAUCUAUUCAAUUUGACCCUCACUUAUCGUCGAGAUUCAGACAUUCAAGUGCCUUAUGGCUUUAUGGUAGUUAGCACAAGCUCCUUUCCAUUUGAAAUGCCGAAUAAAGAAAGACUGGUGUGUUGGGUGGUGAGUAACUGGAACCCAGAGCAUGCUAGGGUCAAAUAUUAUAAUGAACUAAGUAAAUACCUUGAGAUCCAUACCUAUGGACAAGCAUUUGGAGACUAUGUGAGUGAUAAAAAUUUGAUCCCAACUAUCUCCGCUUGUAAGUUUUACCUUUCCUUUGAGAAUUCUAUCCACAGAGACUAUAUCACAGAGAAGCUUUACAAUGCUUUUCUUGCUGGAUCUGUGCCAGUCGUUCUAGGUCCUCCUAGAGAAAACUAUGAGAAUUACAUCCCUGCUAGUUCUUUCAUUCACGUGGAGGAUUUUCUCUCUCCAAGGGACCUCUCAGAGUAUCUUCUUUUGCUCGACAAAAAUGAUAAACUGUAUGUUAGCUACUUCGACUGGAGGAAGGAUUUUUCAGUGCACCUUCCUCGAUUUUGGGAAUCACAUGCAUGCCUUGCCUGUGACCAUGUAAAAAGACACCAGGAAUACAGAAUGCUAGUUGAUUGACAAAGUGAACAUUUUCUAUCCUUGGCGAAGUAUUAAGUGGCAUGCUUUGAAACCACACAGUCAGAAUUAAAUACGAACUGAGUGCUUUGUUGAAAUGAAGAUUCAGAAGGCAGCAAAUGAAAGUCUGUUUCCAUUUGGGGACAAAGGAAGCAGCUUUAUACCAGGUAAGACUAUUUGUCCAUCUAGCAGAGGCUGCUCAUCAUUUCAGGAUGCAGAAAUAUUUCCACAUCAACUGCUACCUGAUGCUUUUAACUGGAGAUCCCACCAGUUCAGCCUGGGGCCUUCUGCAUAACAAAGCUCAUGCUCCAUUUCUGAGCUUGGUCCCUCCCAUAAGCAAUAAGCAAUCUUUUUUGUUGUUGUUUAUCUGAUAGGACCACUGUUUCAACAGUAGGUAGAUAUUUUGUCUAAUGCCUUGAAAAGAGUAAAAGAUUUAUCAGUUAGGUGACAAUCUUAUACCUGGGAGUAAUCACCACUGAACUAAGUGGGACUUCUGGGUAGCUGGGUGCAUAGAAUUCUAUUGUUAGCCUUGUAUUUCUGACAGUUGCAAAUUAUCUACUUCUCAGAUGUAACCAUCUGACAAUGAUUCAGCCAUUAGCAGGCUGCUAUGAUAGGAAUAUUCAGUCUCAGAAGUGAUCCCUGAGCUGUGUGCACAAUUAAGACAGUACUGGGACACUUACUGGUGGGAAAUGUUUGAAAAUUGCUAGAUCAGGCUACAGCUGUUUUGGGCUUGAAUUUAAGCCCAUAGAAUAGAGUUUCUCAGUGGUGAUAUUAAUGCACCUCCCCUAUGUCAUUAUGUUGUGAUGAUACUGCAGCCUUUUAUUGGGGCACAAAUAUUUUAAGGUCAGAGAUCUAAGCAAACAUUUCAGUUCAUAUUUCUUUCUAAGUUGAUGAAUACAAAUGCUUUUGAUUACUUCAUGUUUUAACAAUAAACAUAAAAGCAUGAUUAUCAAGACCACAGUACAACAGAAGGCUGCAGAAUGAAUCAUGAAGGCUGACAGAACCUUUCAUCUGUUGGGAAAGUGAAAGAAGAGAAAGCAGGAGAGCGACUAGAAGGUUGUCGAUGUCUUCAGAGUUGUCAGUGUUCAUUAUCUUCCGAAGGGGUUGUGCAUACAGUUUGGGAGUUGAUGACAGAUGUGGUGCUCCAUGUUCUCCACACUUUCAGAAGGAAUGAGCAGUAGCAGCCAGUGAGGUGAGGCAGCUUACCUGAAUAGCUCUGGGGCAGAGCAGUGGGAAGAUAGGGGCUGGCAGAGCCAAUCCAGCACUUCCACCAGCACACCUGCACAGCCCUAACCUUGCUCCGUCCCUGCCCCAGCACUAGCCAAGUAACCUGUAGCAACACUGGUGUUUGGAUGCAAAUCUGUGGCACUGCCCCACCAUAUUGGCCACUAUUGUCAGUGAGCAGAAACCUGAUUAAAAUGGUGGUUUAUUUUGAUGGGCAAUGGCAAUAGAACAUUUUGAUUUAGUUGGAUCACAUUUAUAAAUGCCCCACAUUGUGUGGACUGUUGGCACCUAGGAUAUUGAAUAUUAGGUGAUGGCUUUCUACUUGCAGAAUACUAUUGCUCCUAAGAUACAUUGAUCUACCUAUAUAUAGCAAGUCCAAUCCAUGUGUUUCUUAAUGUGUUUGGGGAGAAGCACCCAUCCUUCUGUUUCAAAGGGUUUUACAUUGUCUCAGUACUUUGUGGCUAAAAUCUAUUCCUGCCCUUUAAUGAAUGUAUGAAUCGAGGGUUUCGUUAACACUAAAUCAAUGCAAUAAAAAAGAACAGCCUUUUAGGCACUGAAAGUAGACACUUCCCCUGAGAGAAGGACUAAGCUGUUUGCUUAAAUGUAUUUUAUUAAAAAGGUAAAAAUUGUAGGUAUUAGAACUGGGGUCCCUGGUGUGGUGCCCUCAGACACACACA